This is a messenger RNA of Tachysurus vachellii, 2408 nucleotides long. RefSeq names its product Enah/Vasp-like b (gene evlb). Gene Ontology annotation, cellular component: cytoskeleton. Lineage: Eukaryota; Metazoa; Chordata; Actinopteri; Siluriformes; Bagridae. Bases 316 to 1488 code for a protein of 390 amino acids. Gene Ontology annotation, molecular function: SH3 domain binding; profilin binding; actin binding. The transcript is spliced from 13 exons. Gene Ontology annotation, biological process: actin polymerization or depolymerization; protein homotetramerization; positive regulation of actin filament polymerization. The record is from RefSeq and is a predicted model, not a curated record.
UCUCUCUCUCUCUCUCCCUCUCCCUCUGUAUGUAAGGAUGUAAAGAUGGCAUCACCUACGCCGUUGCCUAUCCACACAUUGACUCGCUCCACAGAGACAGCAGUGGCGAUCGAUGUGAAAUGGAAGUGAGAGAGAGAUCUGAGGGAGCAAACAGAAGAGACGCUUCCAGCCUCCGCACAUCCGGCGUGUUAACGGAGCCGUCACAAUUACAAGGAUAAGAGACUUAAAACAGAGGGGUAGGGAGUGAAUUCGGGAGAAAAAAAGAGGUCGGGGAAGAUUUUGCGCAGUCCUCCAUACGGAGGGGAGAGGAGAAAGAUGAGUGAGCAGAGUAUUUGCCAGGCCCGUGCCUCUGUGAUGGUCUAUGAUGACACCAGCAAGAAGUGGGUGCCCAUCAAACCAGGCCAACAAGGCUUCAGUCGCAUCAAUAUCUACCACAACACUGCCAACAGCACCUUCCGUGUGGUGGGGGUCAAACUACAGGAUCAGCAGGUUGUCAUUAACUACUCUAUUGUAAAGGGGUUGAAGUAUAAUCAGGCCACGCCAACAUUUCACCAAUGGCGUGAUGCCAGGCAAGUGUAUGGACUCAAUUUUGCCACUAAGGAGGAGGCCACCACAUUCUCCAAUGCCAUGCUGUUUGCCCUCAAUGUGCUCAGCACUCAGGAUGGAGGUCCAGCAGUUCAGCGGCAUGUACAGAACGGCCCCACAGCAGAAGAACUGGAGGUGCAGAGAAGGCAGAUGGAAAUGCAGCAACAGCAGCAGCAGCAAAUGCAGGCACAUAUUGAAAGAGAGCGACGCUCCUCCAACUCAGGCUCCCCGUUUCAGGGACAUCCCGCAGUGCUCUCAGUGGCACCUCCAAGUAUAUUGCCACCAGUCAUGUCAGUUGGAGGCCCAUGCCCACCUCCACCUCCUCCUCCUGCACCUCCUGGGCCUCCGCCUUCAGCAGCAGGAGCCCCUCCCCCUCCUCCACCCCCUUUACCUCUAGGUGGAGGUGGGUAUGGAGCUCAUCAUCAUCAUCACGAGGAUGCGCACGCAGCCACUGGCCUCGCUGCCAUGAUCGCCGGGGCCAAACUGCGCAGAGUGCAGAGGCCUGACGAGAGUUCAGGAGCCAAAAACGAUGCCAAUCGGACGAGCGGAGGGAGUGGGGGCCUGAUGGAGGAGAUGAAUGCCCUGCUGGCACGGAGACGAAAAGUGGUCGACCAGUCAGAGAAAGAUGGAGACUGCCAAAAUGAUGAUGCAAAUUCUUCUCCAAUGUCUAGAGGACAGAAUGCAGAUGGUGCAAAGAAGCCGUGGGAUCGAGCCAACUCCGCAGAGAGAUCAUCACUGGUCUCAAGAGUUCGACCCGUGGGCAGUAGCACUGACACAGACUCCUUAGACUUGGAUAGAAUGAAACAAGAAAUCUUAGAAGAAGUUGUUCGUGAAUUGCACAAGGUGAAAGAUGAAAUCAUUGAUGCCAUUAGACAUGAACUUAGUAGAAUUAGCACGACAUAGUCUCCCAGCCUCAUGUGACCCCUCUUUUAUGAGCCCCGACCCCUGGCAGGAACUGCUGUAGCUGAAGAGGGGACGACAUCCAGCAACGUUACCGCCAUGUUAAAGCAAAUGUUUCAGUUUGCUCUAAUAUGUACUCAACAUUGUGGUACCCCUCAGAUGUAAAAACAGAUGGAAGACAUUUGCACUGACUUCUCUGUUUUCUGGUUUAAAUUUAUAUUUGGCAAUGACCUUUUCAAGUCUUUAAUAUCUUUAUAGGAAUUUCUUCUGUUUCGUCCCUUUUUUUGGAUUGCUUUUAUUAUUAUUUAUUAUUAUUAUUAUUAUUAUUAUUAUUACUGGUAGUAGUGAGUAUUUAGGUGGUAGUAGGUAUUUAUUUAGUGCUUUAAUAAUAAUAAUAAUAAUAAUAAUAAUAAUAAUAAUAAUAAUAGACUGAACAUUGCCCAUGUUCAUGUGUCAGCCUUUUAUAUUGUUUAACUUUUAUUUUCCUUUGUUUGUGUUAUUUGUUUCUCACCAUGAUUUUGUAAAAAUCUUUUUUAAAGUACUUUUGGCAACACAGAUGUGUAACCACUGACAGGAAGGUGGAACAUGACACUGGGGGUCAGGAGAUAAACUUUCUUUUUGGAUAUUACGCUCUUACAAGAAAAAAAAUCACUACACCAGAGUAUUUGUGAUCAUGUUGUUAAUAAAAUGUUUAUUGGCUAAAAGGGUCCAGUAAAGAUAGUUUGUUUUGAAAUUUCCCCUUUUCUGACGGUGUUUUAAAGUACAUGAAAUAAAAUUGAGAAAAUGUCUUGCAUAAAUUAGGUGGUAUGAUUAAUUUGAGAGAUUUGUACAGGAAUAUUCACUUCAAGCACAUCCUCUAGAAGUCAUAAUCAAUCAUAAGUUAUCAAUAUUCUAUUUUAUACUUAAUUAAUAAAACAAGAUUU